AUGUCGCCCCAGCGGCAAGAUCCAUUAUUACAUAAUGACGCUCGACUAAGCAACAAAAGAGAGAGAGAGAGAGAAAGACGAGACGACGACAAGACGGAAGAGACCGAGAGACAAAACGACGCAUCGGGUGACUGGAAAACAAGGACGAAAGAGGAUAAUAAAGAGGUGGCUGACGGGGGAAGAUGGUUAAAAGAGGCCGAAGAAGCAAUGCUGGUGAAGAAGGGAAAAGGAAGCACAGAGAGAGACCGAGAAAGACCAGAGAGAGGCAGAGAGAGGCAGGAGAAGCAGCGAGAAAUGCGACCUGUCAGGUAG
Molecule: messenger RNA, 312 nt
Organism: Trichophyton benhamiae CBS 112371
Lineage: Eukaryota; Fungi; Ascomycota; Eurotiomycetes; Onygenales; Arthrodermataceae
Exons: 2
Coding region: 1-312 (103 amino acids)
Source: RefSeq, a predicted model, not a curated record